AUGGCGGCGAAGGGAAAAGUUGGAAUCAUCGGAAGUGGCUUGAUAGGCCGAGGCUGGGCGAUGCUGUUCGCAGCGUCAGGGUACGAGGUCUGUCUGUUCGACAUCCUGCCUGAACAGGUGUCAGGAGCGCUCGACAACAUCAAGAUGCGCCUCCACGACCUGCAGAAAGCUGGGCUGCUGCGUGGAAGCCUGACGGCAGACGAGCAGUUUGGGCUGAUUUCUGGCUGCAGCGAUUUUAAUGCCGCCUGCCAGGGGGCGCUUCACAUACAGGAGUGUGUCCCUGAGAACCUGGAGCUGAAGAGAAAGAUUUUCAGCCAGCUGGAUGCCGUUGCCGACGACAACGUGGUCCUGUCCAGCUCCACCUCCUGUAUCCUGCCAUCCAAGAUCUUCACCGGGCUCAAACAUGUCAAACAGUGCAUUGUGGCACAUCCUGUGAACCCACCGUACUAUGUCCCCCUGGUGGAGCUCAUCCCCCACCCCGAGACGGACCCGAGCACCAUGGACCGCACCCGCGCCCUGAUGGUGGAGAUCGGCCAAUCACCAGUCAGCCUGAAGAAGGAGGUGGACGGGUUUGCGCUGAACAGGAUACAGUACGCCAUUAUCGCUGAGUCAUGGAGGCUCAUACAGGACGGUGUGAUGUCCCCUGAGGAUGUAGACACGGUGAUGUCAGCAGGGCUGGGUCGGAGGUACGCCUUCAUCGGGCCGCUGGAGGUCAUGCACCUCAACGCUGAAGGGAUGAAGAGUUACAUAGAGCGGUAUGGUGAGACCAUGCAGCGAGUGCUGUCCACCUUCGGACCCAUCCCAGACUUCAGCGGGCCGGCACUGGAGCAGGUGGACACGGCCAUGACCAGUCGGACACCCUCGACCCCCGAAGCCCUGACAGAACGGAGGAGGUGGAGAGACGCCCGGCUUACAGGACUGGCUCGUCUCCAGUCUGAUAUGGACAACAGUAGUUAGAGUCCUUCUCAUUGCUUUUACACUGGCAUUGUAUGUCUUGUGUUGGGAUAUCUAAUUUCCUGUAACAUCAAUCACUUUUAUCAUAGUUUGAAGCUAGACUUUUUCAGUGGACACACUGUGUCUCUGAAUCAUACAAACUAUCAAAUGUCUUCUGCCAUGGCAAACAACUUUGCUUUUAUUGAUGUUUGUCCAUUCCUUUCUUUUUGCUUAUUUUAAGAUCAAGGUACUGUAUCACAAGAUUCAAAUCAACUCAAGACAGGACCAAGGUUUAAAGAAAACAAGUCAGACAAGACACUAUGAUAUCUAUAAUUGAAUGUAAUGUUAUUUCUACCGAUCUAUCAUAACAUCAAUGUGAGAACUUAAGAGAAUUACUCAGGUAAAUCAUGAAGCUUGACUUCAUUCCAUGUAUUCUCAUUUGGUUAUACAAUGUGCAAAAUAUGGCAAAUUUUUGCAUAACAGAAUGAAUAAAAAUCACGAGGGA
Messenger RNA from Branchiostoma belcheri (Belcher's lancelet), 1438 nucleotides. RefSeq names its product lambda-crystallin-like. The record is from RefSeq and is a predicted model, not a curated record. Gene Ontology annotation, biological process: fatty acid metabolic process. The coding region runs from base 1 to 957 and encodes 318 amino acids. Gene Ontology annotation, molecular function: oxidoreductase activity, acting on the CH-OH group of donors, NAD or NADP as acceptor; NAD+ binding. The transcript has 7 exons. Lineage: Eukaryota; Metazoa; Chordata; Leptocardii; Amphioxiformes; Branchiostomatidae.